AUGAUGGGAAAUGGAGUAUGCGAUUGGGCCUGCAUGAACUAUUAUUGCCAAUAUGAUGGUGGGGACUGCUGAAAUUCCUCCUGUAGCCCUGGAUGCACUGGAUAUUUAUUGACAAAUUAUAUAUGUGAUUCUGCCUGCAAUACACCUAGUUGUUAUUACGAUAAUAGUGACUGUUUGUGUGCUGCUGGAUGCUAUCCAGAUUUAUUAGAAAAUAACUCUUGUGACCUUGUUUGCUCAACAAAAAAAUGUAAUUUUGACAAUUAUCUAUGUGGAGAUUGCGCAACUGGCUGUUUUGAUUAUAUGAUAAAUGAUGGGAUUUGUAAUGAUGAGUGCUAUAAUGAAGGCUGUGGAUAUGAUGGAAAUGACUGUCCAUCUUGUGCUCCUGGCUGCUUUAAUUCUGAUCUUGGAUCAUGCAAGCCUGAGUGCAUGGUUUUAGACUGCAGCUUUGAUAUGGAUUGCUUAGAUAGAGAUAUGCGUUUAUCAUCAUAUUCCUCUCAAAUUGCUAUGCGAGAUUGAAACUAUCCUGUAAAUACUCCAAAUUCUUGCUAUGCAAAUCAUGGCUGCAGCUUAAAUUAUAAUAAUUUUGCAAAAAAUUGUUCACUAUCAUGCGAUUAUGCAGACUGCUUUUAUGAUUAUUUUCUAUGCUGAUCAAGUACUUGUGAUGAUCCAAAUUGUAUGUACUGUGACUAUUCAAAUCGAGAAAUUUGCUAUCAAUGCUAUAAUAUGCAAUUUUAUACUGAUUGCGUUGAUAGCUGUCCAAGAUAUUAUUAUACAAGAGCUUUUGACUGAUAUGGAGUUAUUUGUGCGCCAGCUCCAGAUGAAUCUACAGAAGAGGUUCCAGAUGAAAGCUUUGUAAGUGCUGAUAAUGCAGAUCAAGGAGAUGGCUCAAUAAAUUUUCCAUAUAAUUCGUUAUCUUAUGGGCUUGCACAAUUAAAAUGAAAAUAUUCAGUGAUUUAUUUAAUGAAAGGCACUCAUAAUUUAACAUUAGUUAUAGAUGAUGAGUACCUAUGGGAAGCAACAACUUCAAGGCCGCUAUACAGAAUAUCUACUAAAUUAGCUGAAGUUACUGCUAAGCCUUUAUACUGUUCAAUAUAUAAUCAUCCAGAUUGCGUUAAUGAUGGGGAGAGUAUAACUAUUUUGGUUGAUACUCGCCCAAUGACAAUUGAUAUACUAGCAAAUGUUACUUUUGAAAAUAUUAUUUUUGAUGGAAGCACAAAGUUCAGUCCUUUUUGCACUGACUGCGACUAUUGUAAAAUCGCAACAAGCAGUAAUGGUGUAGUUGCUGAUGACCAUGGAAAUACUCUGAGUUCAAGUUCUUAUGUCCCUCAAUCAAUUUGCGAUCAAUUCCAUAAUACAAAUUUCUUUGAAAUUAGUUCGAAUGGAAUUUUAAAUUUGCAUGUAAUUUUUACUUACUUCUCCCCCUCUAUCAGCGAACAAAACCCACCCUCCGUAAGCGAACAAACAUUUUUAGGGAAAUAUAUAAGUGAUAAUUAUUAUAAUAAAAUCUCUAGCUAAUUCGGCUUAAUUUUAAAAAAAAUUGCGUUUUAAAACAUAAAUUUUACAAAUUAAAUUAAUAUUUGCUUUCCAAUUUUUGAGAAGUGGGAUUAUUUUAAAUUUCGAAAAAAAUUAACCCACCUCUGUGAGCGAACAAGUUUUUUUUGCUCACGACGAGGGAGUUAGAAUGCGGAAAUUAAUAAUUUCAGGCAGCAGUACAAAUCAAUUAUUACUAUUAAAGGUGGGAUUUUGGAUAUGAACUCUGUUACUUUUUACAAUAUAAUGAGCAAGCCUGGCAGCGGAGUUAUUUUAUCUAAUGCUUGCAGCAAUAGCUAUUGUGGAGAAAUCCACUUUAUUAAUAGCUCAGUAUCUUUACUUAAUAAUGGCUAUGAAGUUAAUGGCGCGAUUGAUUUGGCUGGCUUUAUGGUCCUAAAUCAAAUAAAGUAUGUUGAAAUGGAAGAUGUCGAAAUCGAAUAUAAUUUAGUGAACAGCAUUGAUGUAGAAUCUUCAACAAAAGCUAUGUUCACUUUCAAUGAUAUUUUGAAUUUAACGGUUUUAAAUUCAGUUUUUCAAUACAACUUUAAUUAUGAUGCUUUUUUCUUUAUCAACCAAUAUAAACUGAGCAUGCCUCUUGAAAUUGAUGAUGAGAAAAAACUGAUAUAUGAAAAUUUAAUUAAUAUUCGCAUUGAAAAUACCCUUUUCCAAAACAACAGCGCUAUUACAACAACAACUUUUAUAAUCCAGUUUAAUAGAGGUCUUCAAAAUAUCUUGAUAAAUAACUGCACUUUUCUUAAUAAUUUUUCAGAAGAUUCUGGAAUCAUUGACAUUUCAUACAAGGGUAAGAUAUCUCAAGAGUACAUUAGUGGAGAUUCAAGAGUCACUACAUUGGAUUCAGGUCAAAAAAUAAUAGCUAAUUUUCCUGCUCGAAACAUAACACUUAAGAACUUGAAUUUCACAAAAAAUACAUUUGGAGGAUCAGGUAUCUCUUUAUCGAACUUGCCCGAUCUUUAUAUUUUAAACUCAACUUGAAAUGGAAACGGAGACAAUUUAAACGAAGACGCCAACACUGUGACUAUUGACUAUAUGAAAAGCUUAGGCUAUCUCUAUAUAAACUCAUCAGUAGUGUCGACUUUACCAAGUUGCAAAUCAGUCAUUUCAACAACAAGCAUAAAUAAUUUUAUUUUUCACUGCAACACGAUCUCUCAAAAUUACUGUACUCAAAAUAAUGCAGGACUAGCUUUAACAAACUGUUUAAAUCAAACUAUUCUACGAAAUUCUGUAUUUUCUGAGAAUAAGUCAAGUGGAAAUAGCAUUGCUUUGGCUGCAACUAUGUCCUCAGCACUGGUUUUGAAGAACUUGACAUUUAAAAAUAACUAUUUUUAUAACGGUGUUCGGAGCUCAGUCGUAACAUUGAGCUCUUCUACAUCUACAAGUAAUUUUACACUCAUUAACUGUAAUUUCAUUGGUGGAGAAACGCCUAUUUCAGCUAGUUCAGUCCAAAAUAUAACAUUGGAAAAUACAACUAUAGAAUCAUUAUCAAACUCAUUUUAUAGCACAUUGAUUUUUUCAGGUAGAGAUAGUAUAAAAUCAAGGAUUUCAAUGAAAAAUUGCACAAUAAAAAAUAAUAAUCCUAAGCUAGGGCAUAUCUCUAUUUCAUCAUUAUCAACUCAAUCAUAUAUUUUGUUAAGAAUGAGUAAUAUGACUUUUUCAAAUAAUGGGGGAAGUCAAAGUAUUAUUUUCGUUGAUAAAUCAGUUAUCCUGGACCCUUCUAGUCAAAUUCUAUAUUCAAAUUUUAACAAUAACAACGUCACUUCUAUCUAUGCUAGACACCUAUCUGGGAUUCUUUCAGUAAUCUCAUGCGUUUUUGAUUCAAAUUCUGCCGGUUAUGCCGUAGUUUUGAAUUUAGAUCAUGCAGCCCCUGCUGAAACACAUUUAUCUGAUUGCUCAAUAACCUCCAAUAGGGGUAGUAAUAUUUUGUAUAUUAACGGAAACUCUGCUAUCACUAAAAUAGCUACCUCGAAUCUAUAUUUUUUUAAUAACACUGGUAAUGCAGUUUUUAUUGCUAACUCCCCCCAUUGCGAAUAAAGCAUUGGAAAAUCGCUAUUUUUUGCCCAAAAACACCCUCCAUGAGCGAACAAAUUUUUUAUGAAAAAAAAUUUUGAUAUAUAAGUGAUAAUUAGUAUAAUGAAAUCUCUAGCUAAUUCUGUUUAAUUUUAUACAGCUUGUAUUUUAAACAUAAUUUUUACAGAUUAAUAAAUAUUUGUUUAAAAUUUUUGCGAAUUGAGAUUUUUUUAAUUUCGAAAACAAAUUUACUCUAAAAUUUAUAUAUAAAUUUUUAAAAAAAAAAUUAAUCCACUCCUUAAGCGAACAAAAAUUUUUGUUUGCCUACGGAGGGGGGAGUAAAGGAAACUGAGUUGAUCAAAAUUCAAAUUUUUAUCAAAAUUCAGCUUCACAAGGAGGAUCAGCAAUAAUUAAAGAUGAAUCGGGAGCAAGUUUAGAAGGCACGAUUUUUAAGAAUAAUUCUGCAACUUCUGAUGGAGGAGCUAUUUAUGUUUCAGGGGCCUCAAAUAUAACAUGCAAUAACUGCAAAAUUGUUAAAAACACUUCGAAACAUAAUGGCGGAGGACUUGCAGUCGACCAAAGCUCUAUUUUUAUUUUUAACAAUUCAGUUUUUUCUGAGAACAAAUGUGAUAUGAGAGGUUCAGCCAUUUCUAUUCUUGGCUCAGAAUCUUCAUACUCCUAUCUUAUAAAUACAGAAAUAUUAUACAAUAUCGCAGGAUCUAUGGCUGCUAUUUCAUCAGACAGCGGAUUGUUUUCUCUUCAAAGCUGCUCGCUAUUUAAUAACACAGGCUCUACAAAUUCUGGAAUUUUUAUGAUUUAUUCUACAUGCAACAUUUCUGACUCAUCAUUUUCGAACCAUACAGGAACUAGUGGAAGUGAUCUCUAUAUAAAUAUCGAUUCAAGCAUAUUUGUAUAUAACACAAAUUUUAAAAAUUCUAUUUCGACUAGCUCAGGAGGAAGCAUCUCAGUAGCAGAUAGUUCAUUAUCCUGUGAAAAAUGCAAUUUCUUAAAUACAAAAGCUCCUACAGGAGCAGUACUCCAAUGCAUUUCAGGAAGCAGAUGCAAACUGAUUAGUUCUUCUAUUUUCAGUAGCUCUGCAUCCAGUACAGGAGGAGUAGUUUAUAUAUAUGACAGCACUCUGAGUGCCAAUAAAACAACUUUUAAAGAAUAUAUCAGUUCUGCAAUUGAAGCAAGCAAAUCCAAGUCUAUUGAAAUAAUUAAUUCAGCAUUUCAGAAUGGAAUGAAUGAUGAUGGUGCAGCUAUAGAUUGUGAAGAUUGCAUGAAUGUUACAAUAAUUGGAAGCAAGUUUACAAAUUUAGUAUCAUUUAAUGGUGGAGCUAUUAAAUUCAAUCAUGCUACGCUGACUGUGUCAAAUCUUAUAGCAAAUAUCGAAAGCUCUAUUUUUGAAAAUUGUGCAUCUCAAUAUGGAGGGUCUAUUUAUUCAAAUAAUAUCAACAUAGGAAUAAAAAACAGUAAAUUCUUAAACAAUUCAGCUACUAAUUUAGAUUCAAACAGUUCAUGCACAACAGGACAGGGCGGAGCUUUAUAUUUGGCAUCUACAGUUCAAGUCAGCAUUUCUAUUAAGGACUCAGUUUUUUCUGAUAAUAAUGCAUGCCUAAGUGGCGGUGCUGUACAAUGAUAUAAUUCUCAGCCAGUUAUUUCCAAUUUAUCAUUUUCAAAUAACUCAGCUUUAUAUGGAGAUGAUUUAGCCUCAUUUCCUCUUGGCUUAAAAGUUUUAAGUUAUAAAAGAAGACUUGAAGUACAAGUGCCAUCUGCUCCAGGACAAUAUUUAUCAAGCCCAUUAAUUGUUGGAAUAAUAGAUCACUAUAAUCAAACAGUUCUAACAGAGAAUACAAGCACCUGCCAACUGGAAGUAGCAGAUAGCUCGAACUAUUCAUUAUCAGAAAAAAUAUACAUAAAAAUGGUGGACGGCGACCGACCCAACCUCUCAGUGAGGAAGGCAAACUAUAUAUCUCAACGGGGGUCUCCCCAGUAAGGCGCUCUCAGCGAGUGGAUCUGGCAUAACGACACGAACAAAGUUUGCGUAAAAAUAGGGCAACUUGGCAAGCUGGAAAUGGAAGCAUUCAGCGAAGACAGUAUGAGCUGUCCCUUGAUCAUUACUUCUACCAAGAAACCGGGGGUUUCGGCUGGGCUUGAAGCGGUUGUGCCUCCCCACCUGUAGAACACAAAUAAGCGGGGACUUUAAACACACAGCACAAAUCUAAUCUAAUCAUUAUCAGGAAAAACUAAAGUUCAAGCAUCUUCAGGAGUUUAUAACUUUAGCGAAGUUAUAGUAACUGGAGAUCCUGGAAGCAAAGUGGGGUUUACUCUUUCUUCAUCGAUUAUUUCAAGCAGUUUACCAUCAGAUUCACUUGAGUUUGAACUUCGAGAAUGUGAGGUAGGCGAAGCUUUAAUCGCUAAGACAUGCCAAAUUUGUGAAUCUGGAACUUAUAAUCUCAAUGCGGGUAGAUCUUGUAAAGAUUGCCCAACCUCUGCUAAGUGCUAUGGGAAAAAUAAUAUUUAUCCCAAAGCAGGCUAUUGAAGAGUAAGCAACUUGACCGACAAUUUUUUGAAAUGCCCAAACUCCAAUGCAUGCUUAGGAGGAAUUGAGUCUAAAAAUUCUGUAGGAGCUUGCAAAAAAGGCUAUCAAGGAAAUUUAUGCCAGUCUUGUGAAGAAGGUUAUUCAAGAAAUGGCGAUGAUAAAUGCUCGAAAUGUCCUAAUCCAGCCACAAAUGCUUUAAUAUUAGUAGGGAUGAUUACCCUGGCUUUGUUUAUUGUACUUAUUAUGACGAGGUCAUCUAUUAAAUCAGCAUAUAAACCGAAGUCUCUUACAUCAGUUUAUAUCAAAAUUUUUAUGAAUUAUUUACAACUUGUAGUUGUUACAGCUUCUUUCAAUUUAAAUUGACCUCAGCUUGUACUGCAGUUAUUUUCGAUUCAAAAUACAGCAGGAAGCAUGACUGACCAAAUAUUUUCAGUUGAUUGCUACUUGCAAGGGCAGAAAUCAAAGCCAUUUUUUUCAAAAUUGAUAUUUAUGGCUGUUCUCCCUUUGAUUUUGGCAAUUGUGACUAUGAUGUUUUGGGUUGGGUAUUAUCUUUGUGUUUUAGAAACAAAGUACCUUAAAAAUAAAUUUUUAGGCUCAUUAGUAGUCCAGCUCUUUCUAAUACAGCCUUCACUUGUGAAAUACAAUUUUUCAAAUUUUAACUGUAUGGAAAUAGAAUCAGGCUCUUAUUACCUUAGAUCUGACUUAGACAUUAAAUGUUGGGAUGCUGAGCAUAUUACUUAUUCUUUGACUGUUGCUCUUCCAAGUAUUAUAAUUUGAUGCAUUGCAAUACCAACUCUGUGUUUAUGAUCUAUACAUAUGCAUAGAGAACAGUUAAAUACAAUAGAACUAAAACUUCAAUUUGGCUUUUUAUAUCUUGGCUUCAAAGAUAAAACUUAUUAUUGGGAAUUUACUAUUCUCUAUAGAAAAAUACUGAUUAUCUGUUGCUCGGUUUUUCUGGGAUCUAUAUCAACACGAGUUCAAGCAUUAACUGUUUUCUUUUUGCUGCUUUUUUGCUUUUUCCUACAUCGCAAAAUUGAGCCAUAUUGUACAAAUCAGCUCAAUUCAUUGGAAACUAAAUCAAUUCUUGUAUCUGGACUGACUAUUUAUAGUGGUUUAUACUAUUUGACAGAUGAUUUGGCAUACUCUGCAAGAGUUUUUCUAUUUAUAAUAAUUGUAUCAGCUAACUUGUUUUUCUUAGCCCAUUGAAUUUCGAGCAUGACUGGAGUAGAGAGAUAAUAUUAGAGGUGGUUGCUGGGGAUUAUUCCAGCCCCUACCCUUACACGGAUUAGAUUUGCGCUUCAGUGGCGUUAAGCACUAAUCCCAGCUUACGUCUUUUUCUAUCGACGUCAUCAAAAAUGAUGGCGUCGACAUCUUUCGGAGAAGAUUCACCCAAUUAUUGGACAAAAAUUGCCGCAAAGGACUCUUUUAACACCUGGUAGUGCUCAGAGUACGAAAGAGUCGUCCAAAGCCUCUUCUGAACUGCCUCCGCAGCUAAUGCUCCUCCAGUGUGCCCGAUUGGUGUUGAGCAGCCCGGUCUUCUCGUUUGUGGGUCCCCACCCCAGAAUUGCCUCCCAUCCAACUCCGUGCCCUUCGAGGCACUUUUUGACCGUAGGCUCGAAUUCUGGAAAUUGUUUAUUCUGUUGGUCCUACUCAGCAUUUGCCAUCAUGAAGUCGAUAUUUCUAUAACUGGAGUAGGGAUCUCAAUUUUGUACUCAAAAAUCAAAUUUCUUACUCCCCCUCCAUAAGCGAGCAAAGCCUGUGAAAAAUCCAUUGUAAACAAAAUAUUUUAAUAGAAAAUUUUUUAUAAAAUAAAAAUUCUGAUAUAUAAGUGAUAAAUUAUUAUAAUGAAAACCAUUAACUAAUUCUGUUAAUUUUAAAUAGCUUGCAUUUUAAAACAUUAAUUUUGCAAAUUAAAUUAAUUUACAAAUUGAAAUUUCUUAAAAAAAUUAGCCUCCUCUGUAAGAGAACACAAUUUUUUUUUCGCUCAUGGAGGAGAUGAGCUAGGAGAAUGAUGCAUGGAACAAGAAUCGAAAAAUGGAUUCAGAGUAUUUCUCCUAUCAAUAUAAGCGAUCAAGAAACAGACUUAGAUAAAAAUUCUAUCACCAAAGAAAUUCAGAAUAUUUCGAUGAAUUCUAUUAUUACCUAUAACACUGAAGAAGGAGACUCACCAGGACUGAAAAAUUGGAAAAGGUUAAAAUUUAGUGAAAUCAACCAAAGUCCAGAAGUAUCAGUAUUCGAAAUUAAGGCAAUUAAUGUAGAAUGUGAUCAAAGUCGUGAAAGAGAUAGCAUUUCUAUUUUAAAAGAAGCUGAUGAUAUUUCCAUUUUUGAAAAAGCACCAUAUCCAACUUUAAGGGAGGUAGAAGAAGAUCAAUUAGAGGAGUAA
Blepharisma stoltei is the source of this 8480-nucleotide messenger RNA. The record is from the annotation of a GenBank genome assembly. NCBI's taxonomy places the organism in Eukaryota, Ciliophora, Heterotrichea, Heterotrichida, Blepharismidae.